AACUGUCGUGUACUUCCGUCGAACGGACAGAAGAGUUGUGAUAUGAGCUGCUUUUACAUGUUGCGACAUGUCUGUUACUGUAACGUUAUGACAAAGGUGGACCAGAUGUUGGUGUCCUUAUCCAGGAGAUAACUUACUGUUCAGACUAUGUUAAAUACGGCGCUUGUGAAGGGAUUAUUGAGUUUAUGCUGAGAGUUCUCUAAGAUCUGAUGCAAUAUGGCACCAACUCAUGUGAAAGGAGCGUUCCUGCGGACAGUCACAGGACUGCUCCGGGGGAAAGAGCCUCAACCCCAGCGCCUGUGUGCUCUGAGACUCACCAGACAUUUAUCCAGCGCCUCUUCGGAGAACCAGACAAAAGGAUAUCAGGUCCUCAGAGCUGCGGUGUCAGACGGACGUGGGGAGGAGGACAGCAGUAGUGGCAGUGGAGCUCAGAGGUGCCUCUUCGGAGCUUUAGCUGUAGGACUGGGGCUGAGCGGAGCAGCUUUACACUGCAUCAGUAAAGAGCAGGACAAAGACAGUUUUAAGAGCACAUGCUCGCUCAGAAACUCUCUGCCCCACUCUCUGCUCCCUGUAGCCCAGUGUGCUGCCCCAUACAGACCUGACAGUCCGCGAUACAAGUACAACUUCAUUGCAGAUGUGGUGGAGAAGUCAGCACCUGCUGUAGUGUACAUCGAGAUCGUAGGACGGCACCUGUUCUCUGGCCGAGAUAUCCCUGUCUCUAAUGGUUCUGGCUUCAUCAUCAGUAGCGAUGGCCUAAUAGUGACCAAUGCUCAUGUAGUAGCCAACAAGCGUGACGUUCGUGUCAAACUCACCAAUGGAGAGACUUACAAUGCCACCGUGCAGGAUGUGGACCAGGCUGCAGACAUUGCAACCAUUAAAAUCCAUCCCAAGCAUCCUCUGCCAACAUUGCGUCUUGGCAAGUCAUCGGAGGUGCGUCAAGGGGAGUUUGUGGUUGCCAUGGGGAGCCCCUUUGCGUUACGGAACACCAUCACUUCUGGUAUAGUCAGCUCAACUCAGAGAGGAAGCAAAGAACUGGGCCUGUCCAACCCCAACAUGGACUACAUACAGACUGAUGCUACCAUAGAUUUUGGGAACUCAGGUGGUCCUCUUAUUAAUUUGGAUGGUGAGGUAAUUGGCAUUAACACAAUGAAGGUGACUGCUGGGAUCUCCUUUGCCAUUCCUUCUGACAGAGUGCGCCUGUUCCUCGACCGUGCUGUAGAUAGAAAGAAGUCCUGGUUUGGUGAAUCUGAGACCAAACGGCGCUACAUAGGAGUGAUGAUGUUAACUCUCACACCCAGUAUAAUCGCAGAGCUGAAGAUGCGCGACCCCUCAUUCCCGGACGUGACCCAUGGAAUCCUCAUCCAUCGCAUCAUCGCCGGCUCUCCAGCUAGUAGAUCAGGUAUGAAGCCAGGAGACAUUGUGUUGGAGGUCAACGGGGUGAAAGUAAACACAUCAGAAGAGAUCUACAACGCUGUACGAACAUGUGACAGCAUCAAGAUGGUGGUCCGCAGGGGUCAAGACCUUCUUUUGCUGCAUAUGGUCCCUGAGUUUACAGAAUAACACCAGAAUGACUUAAUAAUGAUGGGAGAAAAAUAGUCGAAGGAGAAAGUUAAAGAAAAUGAUACAAAGGUGAGGCUAGAAAAAUAAGUAAGUUUAUGUGAAAUGUAGAGAAGAAGAAGGACAGAGAUGUGGCUUGUGAUAUUUCAGUAUGUAAGGAAUGAGGACAGUAAGGAGUGUCUGAAGCAGAACUGAAGAAUACACAGAAGUGUAGCAUAUCGAAUGGUUGUCUAGUUUAUUUGGGGUUAGGUUACCUAGCUUAAAGGAGUGUCAUGCUGGGGACAAAUCUACACAUAUACAGGUAGAAGACAAUGGAAAUGCCAUAUGAAAAAAUGGCAUUUUAAAGUGAUUAAAAAGCAUUGUACAUCUAUUGACAGUUAUGGCAAAAGGCAUUAUUAUAGAAAAUUACAAUUCUAUUGAGAAUUUGAUCAGUUGUGAAAGGAGACUAACAGUUUGCAAAGCUGAUGUUUAGAAAUUGGCUUAGAUUUGUUUGUAAAAGGUAAAAUUAAGUAUGAAAAGAUGUGCAAACUGUUGGCCAAAAAGCAUUGAAAAAGAAACAAUAUUCUAUGCUUUCCACAUCUGGAUGUAUUUUUCUUUUGAGAAAACUAGAAAAACACUUUGUCCACAUUUUUCAGCCCUUCUCGCUUUUCAGUUCACCAGUUCAAUAAGAAAUGGCACCUCUUCUUAAAAAAAAAGUGAUCCAGUGUAUUUGAAUGAAAAUUGUUUCCAAAAUGUACAACACUGUUCUGAUGACUACAAAAUAAAUCUAAACACAAAGAUUCUUAAUUACUGAUGUUCACUGAUCCACAUGUUGCUUAGUAUUUCUAUUUUGUCUACCCCUGUAUAUGUGAACGAAGGUGUCUCACUGGUACCUGUCUACUGUUAUCUGCUCUAUAUCCUUUCUAACGGUUGAUCAAUGCUCAUUAAACAAGAAAGUGGCAUAAAAACUG
This is a messenger RNA of Colossoma macropomum (tambaqui), 2507 nucleotides long. RefSeq names its product serine protease HTRA2, mitochondrial-like. Lineage: Eukaryota; Metazoa; Chordata; Actinopteri; Characiformes; Serrasalmidae. Gene Ontology annotation, biological process: positive regulation of apoptotic process; proteolysis; programmed cell death. Gene Ontology annotation, cellular component: mitochondrion. Gene Ontology annotation, molecular function: serine-type endopeptidase activity; protein binding. The record is from RefSeq and is a predicted model, not a curated record.